This is a messenger RNA of Neomonachus schauinslandi (Hawaiian monk seal), 1272 nucleotides long. It is a transcript of the gene NR2F1, whose product is annotated as nuclear receptor subfamily 2 group F member 1. NCBI's taxonomy places the organism in Eukaryota, Metazoa, Chordata, Mammalia, Carnivora, Phocidae. The transcript is spliced from 3 exons. Gene Ontology annotation, molecular function: zinc ion binding; nuclear receptor activity; RNA polymerase II cis-regulatory region sequence-specific DNA binding. The record is from RefSeq and is a predicted model, not a curated record. Bases 1 to 1272 code for a protein of 423 amino acids. Gene Ontology annotation, biological process: cell differentiation; negative regulation of transcription by RNA polymerase II; positive regulation of transcription by RNA polymerase II.
AUGGCAAUGGUAGUUAGCAGCUGGCGAGAUCCGCAGGACGACGUGGCCGGGGGCAACCCCGGCGGCCCCAACCCCGCAGCGCAAGCGGCCCGCGGCGGCGGCGGCGGCGGCGGCGAGCAGCAGCAGCAGGCGGGCUCGGGCGCGCCGCACACGCCGCAGACCCCGGGCCAGCCCGGAGCGCCCGCCACCCCCGGCACGGCAGGGGACAAGGGCCAGGGCCCGCCCGGCUCGGGCCAGAGCCAGCAGCACAUCGAGUGCGUGGUGUGCGGGGACAAGUCGAGCGGCAAGCACUACGGCCAAUUCACCUGCGAGGGCUGCAAAAGUUUCUUCAAGAGGAGCGUCCGCAGGAACUUAACUUACACAUGCCGUGCCAACAGGAACUGUCCCAUCGACCAGCACCACCGCAACCAGUGCCAAUACUGCCGCCUCAAGAAGUGCCUCAAAGUGGGCAUGAGGCGGGAAGCGGUUCAGCGAGGAAGAAUGCCUCCAACCCAACCCAAUCCAGGCCAGUACGCACUCACCAACGGGGACCCCCUCAACGGCCACUGCUACCUGUCCGGCUACAUCUCGCUGCUGCUGCGCGCGGAACCCUACCCCACGUCGCGCUACGGCAGCCAAUGCAUGCAGCCCAACAACAUCAUGGGCAUCGAGAACAUCUGCGAGCUGGCCGCGCGCCUGCUCUUCAGCGCCGUCGAGUGGGCCCGAAACAUCCCCUUCUUCCCGGAUCUGCAGAUCACCGACCAAGUGUCCCUGCUGCGCCUCACCUGGAGCGAGCUGUUCGUGCUCAACGCGGCCCAGUGCUCCAUGCCGCUGCACGUGGCGCCGCUGCUGGCCGCCGCGGGCCUGCACGCCUCGCCCAUGUCCGCCGACCGCGUCGUGGCCUUCAUGGACCACAUCCGCAUCUUCCAGGAGCAGGUGGAGAAGCUCAAGGCGCUGCACGUCGACUCGGCCGAGUACAGCUGCCUCAAAGCCAUCGUGCUGUUCACGUCAGAUGCGUGCGGCCUGUCGGAUGCCGCCCACAUCGAGAGCCUGCAGGAGAAGUCCCAGUGCGCACUGGAGGAGUAUGUGAGGAGCCAGUACCCUAACCAGCCCAGCCGCUUCGGCAAACUCCUACUGCGACUGCCCUCCCUGCGUACCGUGUCCUCCUCGGUCAUCGAGCAGCUCUUCUUCGUCCGUUUGGUAGGUAAAACCCCCAUCGAAACUCUCAUCCGGGAUAUGUUACUGUCUGGGAGCAGCUUCAACUGGCCUUACAUGUCCAUCCAGUGCUCCUAG